UCCUCUUUCCAACAUGGCGCAGGAGGCAGGUCGCUAAUGGAAAUCUGAGGGAUUUACCCCACCUUCUGUGUUUAUUUAUGUUUGUCUGUUAGGGGCACUGCGGCUGACAUUUCUAAAGGAAUACGUCUGUAUCUGAGACGCUUGCAGCCCCCUCGGGACCAGGCACACCUCGCCCCAAAUUCCGGUGCGACAUGUUUGAGGGCAAAAAGACGAAAAACAUGUUCCUUACCCGAGCUUUGGAAAAGAUCCUGGCCGACAAGGAGGUGAAAAAGGCUCAUCACUCUCAGUUGCGCAAAGCCUGCGAGGUGGCAUUAGAGGAAAUCAAAGAGGAAUCUGAAAAAUUAAGUCCGCCCACUGGAGACGGCAAAUCGGGUUCCAGCACUUUACCGCCAAUCAAAUCAAAGACCAACUUCAUUGAAGCCGACAAGUACUUCUUGCCGUUUGAGUUGGCAUGUCAGUCCAAAUGUCCCCGCAUCGUCAUCACCUCGCUCGACUGUUUACAGAAGCUGAUAGCGUACGGCCACCUGACGGGCAGCGCCCCGGACAGCACCGCCCCGGGAAAGAAGCUCAUCGACAGGAUCAUCGAGACCAUCUGCGCCUGUUUCCAAGGGCCGCAGACCGACGAGGGCGUGCAGCUGCAGAUCAUCAAGGCUCUGUUGACAGCGGUGACGUCCCAGCACAUAGAGAUCCAUGAAGGCACCGUCCUGCAGGCUGUCAGGACCUGCUACAACAUCUACCUGGCCAGCAAGAACCUCAUCAACCAGACCACAGCCAAGGCCACGCUCACACAGAUGCUUAAUGUCAUCUUCGCCCGCAUGGAGAACCAGGCACUGCAGGAAGCCAAGCAGCUGGAGCGGGAGCGACACCGGCAGCAUUCUCCAGUUGCUCAGCACCCCGAGCCCGACUCCCCCCAGCUCCAGACCCACAUCCACCCUCAGGCCAAGGAUCUGCCCCAGGAGGCCAACGGGCCCACCACCCCUUCCACCCCCAUCACCACGCCCUCAAACACCAUUCCAUCCACCCCGUCCACACCCACAGUCCCUGCUCCCAAGGGCAGUAACACGCCUGUGUCUGGGGAGCAGGAGGACCAGGGAGAGCACGGCUCCGUAGACGAGAGCCCCGACCCGGAGAACGGCUCCGACUUCUGCGUGGCAGAGAACGAGCAGACUGAGGCAGACCAAGCCACCGCAGCAGCACAGAAUGCAGCAGCCCAGCAGCAUCAGGGGGGAGGCGAGGAGGAAGAAGAGGAGACCCCAAACUAUGAGGAGAAAGCCCAGGAAAUCGUCCAGAGUAUUCUGCAGGAGGUGGUCAAUACUGUUGCUGGAGGGCACUGCCUGGACCCCGCCCACCUGUGCUCUGACACCAAGGAGCCCAGUGGCGAGGCCGAGCCGGCAGAGUCGGAGUCCACCGAAAGGGUGACGGAGGGCACCCAGAGCUCGCUGGAGGACGAGGGCACGCUGGGCAGCGACAGUGAGCACGUCCACGCCAAUGGCAUCCCCGGCACGCCUAUUUCUGCCAGCUUCACCCCGUCUCUGCCUGACGACAGACUGUCUGUCUCAUCCAAUGACACUCAGGAAUCUGGGGCAGCACCAGGCCAGCCUCCGGGUGCUAAAUUCUCCCAUAUCCUCCAGAAGGAUGCCUUCCUUGUCUUUCGCUCACUCUGCAAGCUGUCUAUGAAGCCGCUGUCAGAUGGACCACCUGACCCCAAGUCCCAUGAGCUGCGCUCCAAGGUCUUGUCCCUCCAGCUGCUCCUGUCCAUCCUCCAGAACGCCGGGCCCAUCUUCAAGACCAAUGAGAUGUUCAUCAACGCCAUCAAGCAGUACCUGUGUGUGGCUCUGUCCAAGAAUGGUGUCUCUUCUGUGCCUGAGGUCUUUGAGCUGUCGCUCUCUAUUUUCCUCACCCUCCUGUCCCACUUCAAGACGCACCUCAAGAUGCAGAUCGAGGUGUUCUUCAAGGAGAUUUUCCUGUACAUUCUUGAGACGUCCACAAGCUCCUACGACCACAAGUGGAUGGUCAUACAAACACUGACUAGAAUAUGCGCAGAUGCCCAGAGUGUGGUGGACAUAUAUGUGAACUAUGAUUGUGACUUGAAUGCUGCUAACAUAUUUGAGCGCCUGGUCAACGACCUCUCGAAGAUCGCACAGGGUCGGGGGGGCCACGAGCUCGGCACAACACCUCUUCAGGAGCUGACCCUGAGAAAAAAAGGCCUUGAAUGUCUAGUCUCCAUCCUGAAGUGUAUGGUGGAAUGGAGUAAGGAUCAAUAUGUCAACCCCAACUCCCAGACCAGCCUCGGCCAAGAGAAGCCGUCAGAGCAGGAGAGCACAGAGACCAAGGCUCCAGAGACCAUAAAUCGCUAUGGGAGCAUCAACUCCCUGGACUCCACAGCCUCCUCUGGCAUCGGCAGCUACAGCACUCAGAUGUCAGGCACCGACAACCCAGAGCAGUUUGAGGUCCUCAAACAGCAAAAGGAGAUCAUCGAACAGGGCAUCGACCUGUUCAACAAGAAACCAAAGAGAGGCAUCCAGUACCUUCAAGAGCAAGGCAUGCUUGGCACCACCCCAGAGGACCUUGCUCAGUUCUUGCACCAGGAAGAGAGGCUUGAUUCGACUCAAGUGGGGGAGUUCCUCGGGGACAAUGACCGCUUUAAUAAAGAAGUGAUGUAUGCCUACGUGGACCAAAUGGACUUCCAGGGCAAAGACUUUGUCUCUGCGCUGCGGAUGUUCCUGGAGGGAUUUCGGCUACCUGGGGAAGCCCAGAAGAUAGACCGUCUCAUGGAGAAAUUUGCUGCUAGAUACCUGGAAUGCAACCAGGGGCAAACCCUGUUUGCUAGUGCUGACACUGCAUAUGUCCUUGCCUACUCCAUCAUUAUGUUGACAACAGACCUUCACAGUCCACAGGUGAAGAAUAAAAUGACUAAAGAGCAGUACAUCAAGAUGAACCGAGGCAUCAACGACAGCAAAGACCUGCCCGAGGAGUACCUGUCGGCCAUUUAUGACGAAAUUGCGGGGAAAAAGAUUGCCAUGAAGGAGACGAAAGAGCUCACCAUCAAGUCCAACAAGCAGAGUGUGGCCAGUGAGAAGCAGAGGCGUCUGCUCUACAACUUGGAGAUGGAGCAGAUGGCAAAAACGGCCAAAGCUCUGAUGGAGGCUGUCAGUCACGUCCAGGCUCCGUUCACCAGCGCUACACAUCUGGAGCACGUCAGGCCCAUGUUCAAGCUGGCGUGGACGCCCUUCCUUGCUGCUUUCAGUGUGGGACUUCAGGACUGUGACGACACUGAGGUGGCCUCCCUUUGCCUGGAGGGAAUCCGCUGUGCGAUCAGAAUAGCGUGCAUCUUCUCCAUACAGUUGGAGAGGGAUGCAUAUGUGCAGGCCCUGGCAAGGUUCACCCUGCUGACAGCCAGCUCUGGCAUCGCAGAGAUGAAGCAGAAGAACAUUGACACCAUCAAGACCCUCAUCACUGUGGCCCACACAGAUGGCAACUACCUGGGCAACUCCUGGCACGAGAUCAUGAAGUGCAUCAGUCAGCUGGAGCUGGCUCAGCUGAUCGGUACGGGGGUGAAGGCGCGCUACAUCUCAGGGACGGUGAGGGGCAAAGAGGGCUUCAUCACGAGCACCAAGGAGCAGAGCAAUGACGAGUACCUGGGUCUAGUUGGAGGGACAGUGGACCGUAAGCAGAUUGCAAGCAUCCAGGAGUCCAUCGGUGAGACCAGCUCUCAGAGUGUGGUGGUGGCUGUGGACAGGAUAUUCACAGGUUCUACCAGACUGGAUGGUAAUGCAAUAGUCGACUUUGUGCGCUGGCUGUGUGCUGUGUCCAUGGAUGAGCUGGCCUCGCCCACACACCCACGUAUGUUCAGCCUGCAGAAGAUAGUGGAGAUCUCGUACUACAACAUGGGCCGCAUCAGGCUGCAGUGGUCCAGGAUCUGGGAGGUCAUCGGAGACCAUUUCAACAAGGUUGGCUGUAAUCCCAAUGAAGACGUGGCUAUCUUUGCAGUGGACUCUCUCCGGCAACUGUCCAUGAAAUUUUUAGAGAAGGGGGAGCUGGCCAACUUCAGAUUCCAGAAAGACUUCUUGAGGCCUUUCGAGCACAUCAUGAAAAAGAACAGGUCUCCCACCAUCAGAGACAUGGUGGUUCGCUGUAUAGCCCAGAUGGUGAACUCCCAGGCAGGAAACAUCCGCUCAGGCUGGAAAAACAUCUUCUCUGUCUUCCACCUGGCCGCCUCUGACCAGGAUGAGAGCAUCGUAGAGCUGGCCUUCCAGACCACGGGCCAUAUCGUCACGAAUGUAUUUGAGAAGCACUUUGCGGCCACCAUCGACUCCUUCCAGGACGCCGUUAAGUGUCUCUCAGAGUUUGCCUGUAACGCCUCGUUCCCAGACACCAGCAUGGAGGCCAUCCGCCUCAUCCGACACUGCGCCAAAUACGUCUCUGACAGGCCACAGGCCUUCAAAGACUACACCAGUGAUGAUAUGAAUGUAGCGCCUGAGGACCGUGUGUGGGUGCGGGGGUGGUUUCCCAUCCUGUUCGAGCUCUCCUGCAUCAUCAACAGGUGUAAACUGGAUGUCAGGACCAGGGGCCUGACGGUGAUGUUUGAAGUGAUGAAGACCUACGGCCACACCUUUGAGAAGCACUGGUGGCAGGACCUGUUCAGGAUUGUCUUCAGGAUCUUUGACAACAUGAAGCUGCCUGAGCAACAAACUGAGAAAGCGGAGUGGAUGACCACCACCUGCAACCACGCACUUUAUGCCAUCUGUGACGUCUUCACCCAGUACUUUGAGUCUCUGAACGACGUCCUGUUGGACGACAUUCUGGCUCAGCUCUACUGGUGUGUGCAGCAAGAUAAUGAGCAGCUUGCCCGUUCAGGCACCAACUGUCUGGAGAACGUGGUCAUCCUGAACGGGGAGAAGUUCUCCCCGGAGACCUGGGACAAGACAUGUAACUGCAUGCUGGACAUCUUCAAGACCACCAUCCCACAUGCGCUAUUAACAUGGAGGCCAGCAGGAGCAGAGGGAGAACACAUGACGGCACUGAGCCUGUCGGACAAACAGUUGGACUCCAUCUCCCAGAAGUCAGUGGACAUCCAGUCGCGCUCCGAGGACCAGCACUCCAUCAGCAGUGGGGACCGGGUUGCCAUGGAGAGCCGUCGGCAGAGUCAGUACAGCUCGUCCUCAGGCAUGUGUGAGGACGGGCCCAGGAACAGGACCCCAACCAAAGUCCAGGAGCAGCGCUUGUUCUCGGCCUUGCUGAUAAAGUGCGUCGUGCAACUAGAGCUGAUCCAGACUAUUGACAACAUCGUUUUUUUUCCUGCUACCAGUAAGAAGGAGGACGCUGAAAACUUUGCUGCUGCACAGCGGGACGCUCUGUACGCAGCAGAUGUCCCUGUGGAGACACAGGACCAGGGCAUGUAUCGCUACCUAACCUCUGAGCAGCUGUUCAAGCUGCUGGACUGCCUGCUGGAGUCACAUCGCUUCGCCAAGGCUUUCAAUUCCAACAAUGAGCAGAGGACCUUACUGUGGAAGGCAGGGUUCAAAGGCAAGUCGAAGCCCAACCUGCUGAAGCAGGAGACCAGCAGCCUGGCGUGUGGCCUGCGCAUCCUGUUCCGCAUGUACACCGACGAGAGCCGCCAGGAGGCCUGGGAGGAGGUGCAGAGACGACUGCUCAACGUGUGCAGUGAAGCUGUUGCCUACUUCUUGGCUCUGACCUCAGAGAGCCACAGGGAGGCCUGGACCAACCUGCUGCUGCUCUUCCUCACCAAGGUGCUGAAGAUCAGUGAUGAAAGGUUUAAGGCUCAUGCAUCCAGAUAUUACCCUCUGCUGUGUGAGAUCAUGCAGUUCGACCUGAUCCCUGAGCUCCGGGCCGUUUUAAGGAAAUUUUACCUGCGAAUCGGCCUGGUGUUCCAGAUUGCACAGCUGCCUGAGCCCGAGCCCGAGCCUGAGCCCGAGCCUCAGCCUCAGCCAGAGGCUGUUGAGCUGGAGACAGAUACAGAGGUGGGGGAGGAGGCUGGGGAGGAGGCUCAGUGAUGGUGCACCACAUGCAGGCCAGCACCCGGAGCUCCACUGGGCUCAGAGACCCCCACCUUAAGUUUGAGGCUGUACGUGACCUCACAGUGGCUCCUUAUCGCCUCAAAGCGCCCCGGUGAUGGCAUGGGGCCCUCCCAGCAGUUUUUGCCGAACGCUUGACUCUCUUGGCUGAUAAUCAAUCAGCUGCUCCCCCCUUCCAACUCCCUACCACCACCAACUCCGCCCCCACACCCAACCUCUUUCACCACACAGAGAUACGUGUACACACACACACACACACACAUAUACACACACAACCCACACAGAGUACUUGAUAUCACUAAACAGCAGUGAUUACAUUGUACAAGGUGUAGCGAUGCCUCCACUGGAUAAUACUACUGAUUAGCAACAACUGACAAUUACCCAUAUCUCUGAUUUGCUCAGAAGGAAUAUAUUUCAAAUUAACGUGUGCUUCUUACUGUAUAUUUAAAAGUAAAGAAUGAAUGGUUUCAACAUCACGCAAAAUGACAUAUUCAGUAACCAUGAAAUGUGACAGUUGUCACACAGUGAUAAUAUUGAUCUCUCUAUCUGCACCGCAGAUGGCUAACAUUAGUAUUGAUAGCCUCUUGGAUGAAAUUAGUUGUACAGAUCUGCCGCUAUGUAAUAUAAUCUUGUAACACUAGAUUUCAUUUAUUUUUUUUUUUAUGUUUUUCCUUCUCUGGAUUUGCUGCACUUGAUCUCUUUUUUGAAUGCACUGGAGAUUUUACUUUUGUGAUAAUUUAUUUGACUGUACCAUCUCCUGCAGAUUGUCCUAUGUAAGAUUUGUAACUGAACAAGACAGUGGCAAGUGAAGGGUUAAAUUAUUCCAUUUUAUAUGUUCUUAAGUUUUUAACUCAGAUAGAUGAUAACUGGGCUCCUGAAACUGGAAGAGAAUAGGGCAACCUGAUACUAGCUGCUUUUGAGUCAUUGGUCUGUUUUCAUGUUUGAAGUUAGUUUUCACUCUUGUGUACAAAAUCAAAAAUUAAUAAUAUAUUUCUUUUUUUUUUUUCCUUUGGUUUGGGGAAAGUUAUAUGUAUAGAAAAAAUGAAUAAUGUUAGCUGUGCUUUAAAGUGUAUGGAUGGGAUGCAUUCCUGCUCAUGGAUGUAGAAAACAAAAUGUAUAUGAUACAGCAAUGUAAAGUUUUCUAUGUUGCAAAAAGAUUAUGUACAACUUUCUGUACAAUACACCAUCUGGCAUUCUAAUCAGGUUCUAGGUCAAUAAAGUUUUUGAACUUGGUUGAUUUGAAA
Myripristis murdjan (pinecone soldierfish) is the source of this 7279-nucleotide messenger RNA. RefSeq names its product ADP-ribosylation factor guanine nucleotide-exchange factor 1 (brefeldin A-inhibited) (gene arfgef1). NCBI's taxonomy places the organism in Eukaryota, Metazoa, Chordata, Actinopteri, Holocentriformes, Holocentridae. The record is from RefSeq and is a predicted model, not a curated record. Gene Ontology annotation, biological process: regulation of ARF protein signal transduction. The coding region runs from base 192 to 6014 and encodes 1940 amino acids. Gene Ontology annotation, molecular function: guanyl-nucleotide exchange factor activity. The transcript has 39 exons.